AUGCUGAGCAUUUCCACGGCCGAUAACCGCUUCAGCAUGGGAGCAUUUGUACAGAAUACGGAUAACCAAUUGUUCUUCAAUAGUGAUGCUUCGCCUUCGCAGGCUCCGGUUGCUAUCCAGAGCAUGGCUUGCUUUAUCCGGAAGGAUAUGCUCUUCUUCAGGCACCUGGGGCUUAAUGCCGGCUAUGUAUAUCAAGCAUCUACCGAGGAAAAUGUGAUCAGUGUACCCGAUCAUGUGCUCAACGGCUCCCUCUAUUACCAGGGGAACCUGUUUAAAAAAGCCCUGAACCUCCAGCGUGGGAGAUUAUCCUUACAUUGA
Messenger RNA from Stylonychia lemnae, 318 nucleotides. NCBI's taxonomy places the organism in Eukaryota, Ciliophora, Spirotrichea, Sporadotrichida, Oxytrichidae. The record is from the annotation of a GenBank genome assembly.